UGAUUGGGGGCAAGAUCAACCUAGAAACAACUAGAUGUUGUCCCCCCUGUGUGCAGUGCUAUAAAAGAAAGGGUAAAGCCCCUCAAGGGUUAAGUUUUUGCACUCAUGAGCUUCUGCCCUAACUAAUCCAAUCAAGAAAAGCACUGUCAACACAGAGAAGGACCAUCUACACGUCCUAGCAGCUAGAACAGAGCAAGAACAAAGAUAGGAAGCUCAAGUCUCAAGGUAUGUAGUGUGGAUUUAUCUUGAGCUAGUGAUCCAAAACAUCUAACACCCAGUCCCAGGUCCCGAGCGAGAUCGACGGAGCUGAGCCAUGACUGCCGCCUUCGAGACGGCCACCAGCCCCGGCGGCGUUUCCGCCGCCGUCCCGGUCGUGGACCUGUCGUCGCCGGGCUCCGCCGGUGCCGUGGCCAGCGCCUGCGGCAGGCUCGGCUUCUUUAAGGCGGUCAACCACGGCAUCCCCGUCGGCCUCGUGCAGAGGCUCGAGGCCGAGGCGCUGGCCUUCUUCUCCCUGCCCCAGAACGACAAGCUGCUCAGCUCCUCCGAGUCCGACGCGCCGCUCGGGUACGGCCACCGGAAGAUCGGGACCAACGGGGACCUGGGGCUGCUCGAGUUCCUGAUGCUCUCCGUCGGCUCCAACUCUGUCACCACCUCGCGCUGCCCACCCUACAUGCUGGCGGAGUACAUGAGCCGUGUGCAGGAGGUGGCCCUGAGGGUGCUGGAGCUGAUGGCGGAAGGGCUGGGGAUGGAGGACACCAACGUGUUCAGCCGCAUGGUGCAGCGGGACGGCCGCGACGUGCUCCUGCGGGUGAACCACUACCCGCUGGCGAUGCGGCACCAGGCGGCGGCGGGCGGCGCCGUGGGGUUCGGCGAGCACACGGACCCGCAGAUCAUCUCAGUGCUGCGCUCCAACUCGGCGUCCGGCCUGCAGAUCGCGCUCCGCGACGGCAGCUGGGUCCCCGUGGAGCCCGACCCGGCGUCCUUCGUCAACGUCGGCGACUCCAUGCAGGUGCUCACCAAUGGGAGGUACCGGAGCGUGAGGCACCGGGUGGUGGCCGGGGCGGGGGCCGGGGAGCGGGCGCGGCUAUCCAUGAUAUACUUCGGCGCGCCGGCGCCGGCGCCGUCGGAGAGGAUCGCGCCGGUGCCGGAGCUGAUUGGGGACGGGGAGGCCAGCCGGUACCGGAGCUUCACGUGGCGGGAGUACAAGGCGGCCGCCUACAGGAGCAGGCUCGCCGACCGCCGGCUGGAUGGCAUCCAGCUCGACGCCCAGGGGUCGCCCGACCCCGACGACGAGCCAUGAUGAGCUGCUGAGCCAUCUUAUUACCAACACACAUAUGCACCGAGAUUGUGUAACAAGCAACGUCGAGUUGGUUACUUGGUUUGGCCUGCGGCCUGCUUGUUCCGAAAAGUGCUAAGCGUUGUGGACUGUAAUAUGAAUUACAUACAGGUGAUGAACCAAAGGCAACUUUUUUUUUUUUGAUAAAACUGUAACCUGUAUUAGACAAGGAAACCGUACACAAGCACAGAACAAAUACAGGCACCCCCUAGAAGGAUACAGGAGGACAGCUGUCCCAACCAAUUUGCACAAAAGUCCCUACAAAAAAA
This is a messenger RNA of Panicum virgatum (switchgrass), 1605 nucleotides long. RefSeq names its product gibberellin 2-beta-dioxygenase 3-like. Bases 314 to 1300 code for a protein of 328 amino acids. The transcript has 2 exons. Gene Ontology annotation, biological process: response to light stimulus; gibberellin catabolic process. Lineage: Eukaryota; Viridiplantae; Streptophyta; Magnoliopsida; Poales; Poaceae. The record is from RefSeq and is a predicted model, not a curated record.